GAGUCGCAUGGACUUCAGCUGCUGGGUGUGCUCAGAUCAUUCAGGGAGCGAGGCUUGAUGUUUGACUUCACCAUUAAUGUCCAGGGACAAAGUUUUCCCUGCCAUCGCUGUGUUCUUGCUGCAUGCAGUGAUUUCUUCAGGGCCAUGUUUGAAGUGGAUAUGCGAGAGCGUGGUGAUGGUUCAGUGACUCUGGGUAACCAGUGUCCGGAGGCGGUGGUGUCUUUUCUGGACUUUGCCUACUCUGGAGAGACACUCAUCACAGAUGCCAAUGUAGACCUGCUGUUUAAGCUUGCCUCUUUUCUGCAGGUGUCAGUCCUGUCCCGAGCGUGCAGCACCUUCCUGAUAGGAACCAUGGAUCUUUGUAACUGUCUGUCCCUCUUCUCCCUUGCUGAGGCCUACGGCUCGGCCCCCCUCCUCCAAAGUGCCAACGAGUUUGUGGUUCAGAAUUUUUCUGACCUUUCCAAAACACAGGACUAUAUGGAUAUGCAGGUGAAUGUGUUGGAAGCAUGCCUACGGUCAGAUGCUUUAAAUGUGCCUAGUGAGGAGGAUGUAGUGACGUCACUUCUUAAAUGGAUCCGCCAUGAUCUCCUGGAAAGACAGAAACUGUUGCCGGGCUUGUUAUCUCUAACCAGACUCCACCACCUACCUGCUCUAAAGGUACAAACAACCCUGCGUGAUUCAGACACUCUGUUCUGCGACAGUGAGUCCUGUCUCGCCCUGUUCUCAGAGGCUCAGAGCCGACAGGAACAGUACAGCGGUCUGCUCACUGAUGCCAGGCCCGCCACCACACAGACCUACAUCUACAUCCACAAGACGGAGGAGAACGGAGAGAUCCGCCACACCUUUUGCUACUGCCUGGAAACAGACCAGUGGAAAGAGCUGGAAACAGGGCAAGGAGAGGGGACAGCCACGAUACCAGACCCACCGGGAUCAUACCUUACCAGCUACGCUGAGAAGAUGUUUGUGACAGGGGGUUGCAAGGGGAACUGUUGCCGGGCAAUACGUCUCCAUGUGGCCGAGCCAUUCCAUGAUGCCACGGACGAGGUUUGGUGCUUCUGUCCCGUGACCCUAACCUGCACGCCCGCACCAGCCUUGCUGAAGGCCAGAACAAUGCAUACAGCUGUAACCUGCCUGGACCGAGUGUACGUCAUUGGAGGACGGACCAAGGGAUCCAGAGGGGGAGCUUGCAGUCUGUUGGAGGUGGAGUAUUAUGACCCUCUCACCCAGACCUGGUGCUCAGUCAGCCGACUCCCCACUGCCAUCUUCUACCCCGAGGCCAGUGCUUGUGGCAGUGUUAUCUAUACUCUGGGAUCAGAGGUGGAGAUCACAGACUCCUUCAACCCCUCACUGGACUGCUUCUUCUCCUACGAUGCCCAGAAGGACCAGUGGAGCCGUCUGGUGGCAGAGUUUGGCCAGUUCUUCCAUGCUACACUAGUCAAGGCGGUGUCAAUUAAUAACACACUGCACCUCUGUGACCUGUCCACUUAUAAGGUGUACAGUUUUUGUCCGGAGACCUGUGUGUGGAAGGGUGAAGGGUCAUUCGAGUGUGCAGGGUUCAAUGCUGGAGCAGUGGGAAUGAGAGACAGAAUCUACAUCCUGGGUGGAGACUAUUCACCUGAUGAGAUCACUGAUGAAGUUCAGGUGUACCACAGUGGGAGGAGUCAGUGGGAGGAAGUGGCUCCCAUGCCCAGAGCGCUCACUGAGUUCCACUGCCAGCUCAUCAGCUUCAACAGAUACAGAGACCCCUGGGGUGACAUGGCCUGACACACGG
This is a messenger RNA of Chelmon rostratus (copperband butterflyfish), 1771 nucleotides long. It is a transcript of the gene kbtbd3, whose product is annotated as kelch repeat and BTB (POZ) domain containing 3. Bases 58 to 1764 code for a protein of 568 amino acids. NCBI's taxonomy places the organism in Eukaryota, Metazoa, Chordata, Actinopteri, Chaetodontiformes, Chaetodontidae. The record is from RefSeq and is a predicted model, not a curated record. Gene Ontology annotation, molecular function: protein binding. The transcript is spliced from 9 exons.